AUGGAAUUGACAAGACCCAAUUAUGCUGUUGUUUAUGUCAUUCUCCUUUGUGCGUUGGCCCAAGGGGGUUCAGAGGGGAAAGGGGGAAAGGAAGACGAGUCUUCUAGAGUUGGUGGAGGGGCAUCAUUCAUUUAUGUUCAUAGAUUGAAGCAAUUGGCUAAUUUGGUUGGUAAUUCUGUGUUUUUGUGUCGUGGUUAUGUAGAACUGCCCCUGGUUUUACAUGUAGAAAAUGAGGGUAAACCCUGCAGGAAACAAUUGAUAGACAGGAAAAUUGACUUGCAUCCUCUGGAAGGGAGUGGUGACAUAAAAAGUAUAAAAAGUAACAUAAACAGAGAAACUAAUUCUCUGCCACUUAAUAUAAAAAGAAAAACUUUAGACGGCAAAAGAACUAGUAAUAGUCCUGUUUCAGAAAAGCGUAGCUCUAGAUAUUUGUCAACAGAGCAUUCUGGAUCAACCUUGGGUGUGGAAAGAGGCCAUGGAAGAAACUUGCUUGCUGAUUCACCAAACAAAGAAAAGGCACCAAGUCCUUCUCCUACACCAGCCAGUUCUCCAUUAUCAUCAAGUAAUGGUACAACACCAGCCAGUUCUCCAUCACCAAGUCGUGCACCAACACCAGCCACUUCUCCACCAUCACCACCACCUUCAACUCCCAAAAAAACGGAUUUACUACUCCCAAAAGAUAUGUUUGCUCCAUUUCCACCUCCACCCGGUAUAGCUCGUUCUCCUCCCAAAAAAUCUAAACCUACAGUACAGACUCCUGCUCCUCCAACAUCUAGCGCUAAUGACAAAAAGAAGAAAACAAUUAUUUUAGCUACCACUUUAUCAGGUGUCGUAAUCUUGAUAGGCUUGUUCCUAUGCUAUCGUGAGACCAAAAAGAAGAGAAGUGAUAGGGAUGACAGGCCUUUGCUCGUAUUAACCUCGGAUGAUUAUACUGGCGGUACAAGGAAGGUUGUUCAAUUAGGAAAUUCUAGAAGGGAUGAAUAUGGCAUUGACGACGGAAAGAACCCUUCUAAUGUUAGAAAUUUGUCCAGUAGGAAGGGUGUAGAUGUCAACGUCUCAAUGGUUGACAUAGCAUCAUCAUCAUCAGAAGGCGGAAGAAAACUAAAUGUAUCCCCUAGUGUAAAGUCUGCCCCUCCUCCUCCUCCUCCUCCUCCCCCACCUCCUCUUCCCCCACCUCCUCCUCCU
This is a messenger RNA of Vigna radiata var. radiata (mung bean), 1185 nucleotides long. Its product is annotated as formin-like protein 5. NCBI's taxonomy places the organism in Eukaryota, Viridiplantae, Streptophyta, Magnoliopsida, Fabales, Fabaceae. The transcript has 4 exons. The record is from RefSeq and is a predicted model, not a curated record. The annotation marks the transcript as partial.